UCGUUUAGCGGUGGGAGUCAUCGCGACCGAUUCGUUUUCCGUCUAUUUGCACCGAAUACCGACCGAGCCAGCCGUAGCCAUGCCCGGGAUAGAGAAGCUACCGAUAGAGGAGACGCUGGAGGACAGUCCUCAGACACGCUCUCUGCUGGGAGUGUUUGAGGAGGACACUGCAGCGAUGUCCAGCUACUGUUCACAGCUCUAUCAGGCCAUGCAGAGGAUUUAUGAUGCACAGAAUGAGCUCAGUGCUGCGACACACCUGACCUCCAGACUGCUGAAAGAGUACGACAAACAGCGUUUUCCUCUCGGGGGCGAUGACGAGGUGAUGAGCUCCACCCUGCAGCAGUUUGCGAAAGUCAUUGAUGAGUUGAGUUCCUGUCAUGCUGUCUUGUCCACCCAGCUUGCAGAUGCCAUGAUGUUUCCCAUCACUCAGUUUAAAGAGAGAGACCUGAAGGAGAUCCUCACUCUAAAAGAAGUCUUCCAAAUAUCCAGUGAUGAUCACGACGUAGCCAUUAACAGAUACAGCCGCCUGUCCAAGAAGAGGGACAACGACAAGUUGCGGGCGGAGGCCGUGGAGGACGUUUACACCUCCCGCAAGAAACAGCACCAGACCAUGAUGCACUACUUCUGCUCGCUGAACACGCUGCAGUACAAGAAGAAGACGGCCCUGCUGGAGCCGCUGCUCGGAUACAUGCAGGCCCAGAUCAGUUUCUUUAAACUCGGCUCAGAAAAUCUCACCCAGCAGUGGGAGGAAUUCCUGGGAACCAUAGGAACCAGUGUCCAGAACGUGCGUCGGGAGAUGGAGGAGGGGGUCGGGCAGAUGCAGGAGACCAUCCAGGAGAUGGAGAGAUCAUGUGACCAGCUGUACGCACCGUGUGACCCUGACCCCGCCCACUCGCCCGUCUGUCGCAACCUGACCAGGAAACAGGGCUACCUGUGCAUCCGCAAUAAGACGGGGCUGGUGUCUUCCUCCUGGGAGCGUCAGUACUUCUUCACGCAGGGCGGUAAUCUGAUGCAGCAGGGCCGCGGCGAGGUGGCGGGCGGGCUGCUCACAGACCUCGACAACAGCUCCGUCAUGGCGGUCGACUGCGACGACCGGCGCUUCUGCUUCCAGGUCACUUCCUUCGACGGCAAGAAAGUGGUGACGCUGCAGUCGGAGAGCAGGAAGGACUGCGAGGAGUGGAUCUCCACCAUCAACAACAUCUCCAAAAGGAUCUACCUGAGUGAGAACGCGGAGGAGCUGGCAGCCCGAGUGAACCAAUCAGCUCUUGAGGCCGUGACGCCGUCGCCGUCCUUCCAGCAGAGACACGAGAGCAUGAGGCCGGGCAGUAAAGGGCGUGCGGGCCGAGCGAGCAGCAUCAGCUCCGUGGGCUCCGAGGCGUCGCCUGCCCUCUCUGUGCUCUCAUUCGAUGCCCUGGUUGCCCCGGAAACACCCAUCCAGUUCGACAUCAUAUCCCCCGUCAGCGAGGAGAACUCAGGACAGAGCAAGACGGCAGCACAGUCCGGCAGAAGGAGUAAUCCAUUUGGGGAGUCAGGAGACGGCACAUCAGAAGACAGUGAAGACUCCAUCCUCCACCAGCUCUAUAUCGUUCGUUUCCUGGGCUCCAUGGAGGUGAGGACCACCGAGUCAGCAGACGUCAUCCCCGAGACCAUGAGGCAGAUCCUGGCAGCCAGAGCGAUCCACAACAUCUUCAGGAUGACCGAGUCUCACCUGCUGGUCACCUGCGACUGCCUCAAACUCAUCGAUCCUCAGACACAAGUCACUCGACUCAGGUUCCCUCUCACCAGUGUGUUCCAGUGUUCGUCCCAUCAGGACAACAAGAGGCUGUUUGGUUUCGUCCUGCAGUCGGCCGGCGGGCGGGGGGGCGACAGCCGAGCCGUCUGCUACAUCUUUGAGUCCAACAACGACGGAGAGAAGAUCUGUGACAGCGUCGGUCUGGCCAAGCAGAUAGCCUUCCACUCCGAGAUGGACCGUAAGGCCGUGGAGAAGAGGAAGGAGGUCGACAAGGCUAAAGAGAAACAGCAGGAGGAACUCAGCAAACAGAAGCAGAUAGAGAAGGAUCUGGAGGAGCAGAGCCGCUUGAUCGCCGCCUCGAGUCGCCCCGCCAACCCGCCCGCCGCUGACGGACAGUUCCUGGUGCUUAGCAACAGCCAAUCGGAGGACAGCGAUGCCGGGGAGGAGGGGAAGAAGAAGGGCGAGUCUGAGGCCUGACGGAGCUAAACGGAGGAGGCGUGUUUUUAAAAAGCCAGGCGAGUCCCAGCUGGUACCGUCAAAAGCUCAGGAAUCAGAGGAGGGGAAACACCACCCGCCCGCCCGGGCUGCCUGCGACUGCAAAAACAUGCGCUCCCCCUCUCUGGCUGGACUCUGUGAGCCUAGGAUGAACUAAACGCAGCCUCACUACAAGAGUGGAGGAAGAGGAGGAAGAGGAAGAGGAGGAGAGCAGUAUGAGUGGAAACGUCUCGUCACAGACUUUUGUUUUUAUUUUGUGUAGAAAGAAAAGAGAAAAAAAACGCUGCUUUUUAUACCAGCUCUCCAGAAAAGGACGCAAAUAUAGAUUUAACCUGCAAGUUCCUGUUUUGUUUUUUUUAAUGGUUAUUUUAUAAAAGAGCUAACGGCAACAACGGAGAAUUUAAAGCAACACAAAAACCUUUCGGAAUAAUGAAACACGAUCUGAUGGAGGCAAAGUCAGAUCUGGACUUCGACAGGAGGUGAAGGUUUCCUCGAGAUCCCAGAGGGCACAGAACAAAAAGAGAAGACGAAAGGAGGGAGAGGGAGUCUUAUUUUGAAAAGUCCUUCCUGUUGUUCAUGGACAUUUCUUUAUUUGCAUCCUGCAGUGUUUGAUUCUUUUAAAAAUCAUCUUUCCUUCCUUCCAGGUCGUCACUGGUUUUCACUCAUUUUCAUUCACUUAACGGCAGAAUGAAAAUCAUCUUGUCAAGUCUUGAAUCUCGCUGAACCAGAAGUCAAUCGAUCAAGUUGAACAGAAAAUCUGCAAUUAUUUAAAUGAUUGAUCAUUCAUGGUUCCAGCUUCUCAAGUGUGAGAAUGUGUGGGUACUUUUGACUGCUUUCAGUUGUUGUACAGACCAACUGAUUAAUCGAGAAAAAAAACUGAUCAGCAGAUAAAAUCGACAAUAAAAAUAACUUAGUUGCAGCCCGACGUCAUAAAGAACAUCAUGACUACAUCAGAGUGAUAAAACGUGAAAUCAAUAUUCAUUAAUAGUUUAUCAAGAACAACUGAACGCAGUUGAUUAAUUACACACAUCAUCUGGUCAGGAUCUGGUUGAUUUGCUGGUUAAAAUUGGGCUAAAUUUGGUUGAAAAAUAUAUAUUUUUAAUACACUUUGUUGCCGACACCUUCAAACGAAAUUACAACAUAUCCUGUUUCUCUUUGCCUCAAAUUAAACGUUACUACAACGUUCUAUAAAUACAGAAAUGUAUGAAAGAAAUUGACAAACGAGGAUGAAUCCAAAUACUGAAAUACUGUUGUAACAUUUACAUUCUUCAAGAAAAUGACAAAUUGAGCUUUUGAAUUUGACUGUUUUGCUUUGUGAAUAUAUUUUUUUAAAGUAAAACAAAAUACAAAUCAUGGUAAAACUUCAGAUCCACAAAGCGUGCCCAAGUAGAAGAAAACUAAAGUUUCAGUCCUAAAUAUCUUUAAUUAGCAUUUACAGUUACUUCUUCACAGUGAAACCACAUUGAGCCCAGUUUGCACCAGAUGCUCAGUUUAUUGACCUGGAAAUCUCCCUGAAAAUGAUCUGUUCUUUUACAAAAAUAUCAACCACUGUAAUUUCUAGUAUCAUUUAAUAUCAUAGAAGUUCAAAUUCUGCUCCUCUGGGGUCAAAGUUCAGCUCUGCUUAAUCAAAAAAAAUCCUUUUCUUGUGUCAGAAAAUGAGAAAACAAAAACGCCUUCAUCGACCGCCAAUGCAAAUAACUUUAUGUCCCAUAAUUCACAUUUUUCUGUAUUUCGUUGGGGGGAAUUGUGGGAAACAGAAUCAUUAGUUGUUUUCUGUCCAGCGCCUCAUGCGGUUUGUGUGUGUGUGCGCUUGUGUGUGUGUGCGCGCGAAACUACAGAAUCAAUUCAACCCUUUUCAUAUUAAGAUUUUUUUAUUCCACAUAUCUGCAACUUCUGCCUCUUACAAAAUGAAUAGUUGCAUGAAAGUAGUGCUCAUUAAUAAUAAUAAUAAUAAUAAUAAUAAUAAUAAUCAUAUUUUAUAUCAUAUUCUUUCUUGGUCCAUUAAGAUGAAUAACACAAGCACAAAUCUGAUCAAAUGAUCUCCUCACUUUGGCCAUAUUUGUUGACGGUUCUCCAUUUUGAAAACUGAAAAAAAAACAGUUGAAGAAAAUUUAUAUUUUACGUUCUGCCAAAUAAUCAGCUGAGUCGGCGUGUUUCUCCUCACGCCUCAAUAUUUAUCUGUGCUCUUACAAAAAAAAAAGUUUAUCCGUGUCGUUUGCUUGGGACCGCUUUCUGUUUUUCACAGGUUUUUAUUCAUUAAUCUGCCUUUUAUCAGUGUUGAUCUGUAGAAGAAAAACAUCUAUAUGUGGGGGAUGUAAAAGGUCAGAGGUCACAGCCUCCUGAGGUGGACCUUAAGAUGGAGAUGAUGUUUCUAAAAAGCCUAAAUCAACGGUUACUGGUGAUGAUUUUUAUUGUUUUUAUUUUGGGAGGCUGUUUUCUUGCUGUGUCCAGGUGAAGAACUCGUGUUGGGAGUGGAGCUGCACUUUACUGACGCAGGAAAACAGGAACGAUGAUGUUUGACUGUAAAUAUGUUUCAGUGAUAAUUGUUUCAGUGUCAUAAAUGAUAAUUAAAAAAAAGUGAUAAAUAAAAAGCACUA
Messenger RNA from Anoplopoma fimbria (sablefish), 4824 nucleotides. RefSeq names its product adaptor protein, phosphotyrosine interaction, PH domain and leucine zipper containing 1 (gene appl1). NCBI's taxonomy places the organism in Eukaryota, Metazoa, Chordata, Actinopteri, Perciformes, Anoplopomatidae. Bases 80 to 2209 code for a protein of 709 amino acids. Gene Ontology annotation, biological process: signaling. The record is from RefSeq and is a predicted model, not a curated record. The transcript is spliced from 22 exons. Gene Ontology annotation, molecular function: protein binding. Gene Ontology annotation, cellular component: endosome membrane; cytoplasm.